Molecule: messenger RNA, 5460 nt
Organism: Eimeria necatrix
Lineage: Eukaryota; Apicomplexa; Conoidasida; Eucoccidiorida; Eimeriidae
Exons: 11
Coding region: 1-5460 (1819 amino acids)
Source: RefSeq, a predicted model, not a curated record
AUGGAGCUGCAGCAGCAGCGGCUGCUACUUGGUGAGGGCCCUGCGAGGAACCCGUUUGCCCCGACAGGAACAGCAGCAGCAGCAACAGCAGUGGGGCGCAGAAGCGGCAGCAGCAGCAGCACGGGCAUGCCGAUUGCUGCUGCUGCUGCUGCUGCAUCUCCCUUUGCACGGCCGUCGGUGUCGUCCUUAGAUAACAACAACCCCAACCUGCUGCCUGGAAGAAGCAGGGGCAGCAACAGCAACAUCAACAGCAGCAGCAGCAGCAGCAGCAGCAGCAAGAGCGGCAGCAGCAGCAGCAUCGCCGGCUUCGACUCGGUGUCGGCGCGGCUUGCUGUUGCAGCAGCAACGCCAAUAAACAGCAGCAGCAGCACCACGGGGGAUGACCCUUCAUCAAUCCUCUCUUGGCAGCAGCAACAGCAGCAGAUGACUGCUGCUGAGCUGAUCGCCUCAGGACUGCACAGCAGCACUCAGCAGCAGCAGCAGCAGCAGCAGCAGCAGCAGCAGCAGCACAGACGCCCUCUGGGAGGUACAGGGCCCUUGCUGCUGAGCGAACUGGACACCCCCUUUGAUGUCGCAAGGAACAGCAAAGCUGCUUUGUUUUUGGCAGGGGUAUACAGGCCGCCGCAGCAGCAGCAGCAGCAGCAGCAGCAGCAGCAGCAGCAGGGCAGCACAGCAGCAGCAGCAGCAGCGGCUGCUGUUGGGUCCAGCAGCACGGGCAGCACCAGCGCCAAGGCCCUACCUGUUUUUCCUGAAAGCACUGCUGCUGCGCUAAGAAGCAACGCAACAAGGAUUUCUACAGUCAGCAACAGCAGCAGCAGCAGCAGCAGCAGCAGCAGCAGCAGCACUGGCCUUGCACUUACUCAAGGCAGUCAUUGCCAGAGCAACAGCAGCAGCAACUUGCCAUCUCUGCUGCCGCCAAGCAGCGCAACAGCGCGCUCUUGCGGCAGCUUUGCUGCUGCUGCAGCACACCGAAGCAGCAACAGCAGCCCCAGCAGCAGCAGCGGCGACAACAGCACUGCUGCUGCUGCAGCAGCUACUGCAGCAGCAGCAACGAGAAGCAGCACGGCAGCAGCAAGAACUAUAGCAGCAUCUCGGGAGCUCCUAGCCCGCGUGGGCCUUGUGCUGGGAGCCAGCGGCCUAGCAGCAGCAGCAAGUCCAGCGCCAAGUAGUACUACUGCUGCUGCUGCUGCUGCUGCUGCUGCUGCUGCUGCUGCUGCUGAGCCUGCUUUUGCUAGUGCGCGGCCAGCGUGGCUGCAGGCUCCAACGGUUGCUGCGCCUGCUGCUGCGACUGUUGCUGCACCUGCUGCUGCUCCUUCUGCUGCUGCACCUGCUGCUGCUCCUGCUGCUGCUGGACUUCAGAGCUCCACUUUUGCAGGAUAUUCCUCAGCAGCGCCCCUGCUGCGCGGCAGCCAGAAGCAGCAGCAGCAGCAGCAACAGCAGCAACUGCUGCAGCAUGCGCAUAGGCCGUCUGCUGCUUCUGAGGUCCUGGCUUGGUCAUGGUCAGAUGAGGGGGCUGAGGCAGCAGCGCAGCAGCUGCUGCUGCCGCAGCAGCAGCAGCAGCAGCAGCAGCAGCAGCCUAUGCAGCAGCGGCAACUCGGGUAUGCGGCUUAUUCCUCUGGGAAAGCGCUGAGCAGCAGCAGCGGCAGCAGCAACGGCAGCAGCAGCGGCAGCAGCAGCGGCAGCAGCAGCAGCAGCGAAGACGCAGCAGAUUCAACUGAGAGCUUCUCUCCCUACGGACCUUCUGUGCCGCAGGAGCGGCCUUUGCUGCAGCCCCCCAGUGCAGCAGCAACAAGCCCAUCUGCUGCUUCUGCUGCUGUGUCGCCUAACAGCAGCAGCAGCAGCAGCAGCAGCAGCAGCAAGCCGCGGGGGCUGACAGAGAGAGGCACAACGGAGUCUGUGACGCCGUCUCCAGCUUCAAGUGCUCACGCUUGGCAGCAGCCGCUGCAGCAGCAGCAGCAGCAGGCGCUGCAGCAGCAGCAACAGACGUUGCAUCAGCAACACCAGCCACUGCAGCAGCAGCAGCAGACGCUGCAGCAGCUGCAACAGGAGCCGCUGCAGCAACAGCAACAGCCACAGCAGCUGCAACAGCAGCCGCUGCAGCAACAGGAAUCGUUGCAGCAGCAGCUGCUGCUGCAGCAACAGCAGCUGCUGCUGCAGCAACAGCAGGAAGGCUUCGAAAAGCAGAGCCACUACGACAGCCUCGCACGAGGGGCUCCCCCUUGGCUUCACGAGGCAGAAGCAGGCCACUUUCAGCAGCAGCAGCAGCAUGACUUGCAGCAGCACGGACUGCAGCAGCAGCAGCAAGAGCAGCAGCAGAACAGUGGAAGUCCUUCUGCAUCGUCUUUGGCUUCUUCUGAGGUUGAGGCUGUGGCAGGAGCUCUUGAGGGUCGCCCAGAUGCUGCUUCGGGUCUGGUUGCUUUGGAGUAUCAGCAGCAGCAGCAGCAGCAGCAGCAGCAGCUUCACCUGCAGCAGGAGCAGCAGCAGCUGCUGCUGCUGUCUCCCACGAGGCUGCAGCGGCCCUACCCCACCUUGCUCGACCGGCCGCAGGCCCUGCAAGUGCGCAGCAGCAGCGAUCGCGGCAGCAGCAGCUCGUUGCUGUCGCUUCCCAGCGUGUCUGCUGCUGCUGCUGCUGCUGCUGCAGAAGAUUACCAGCAGCCCCCCGCUGUAGCAUGCAGCAACAGCAGCAGCAGCAGCAGGUGGCUGCAGCAAGCUGUUCCACCUCUGGCGCAGACUGCAGAUUUCGGGCACUUCUAUGAGGACUCGUCGCAUGCAUCGUCCCCUGCUUCGUCUGCAGCAGCAGCAGCAGCAGAAGCAGCAGCAGCAGCAGAAGCAGCAGCAGCAGCAGCAGCAGGCGGAGGCCAGCUGGCGCUUCUGGCGUCGCCGGCUCCCUCCUUUGGCAGCAGCGGGAAGGCCUUUCUGCCUGCUUCUCCUGCUGCUGCUUCUGCUGCGUCGGACGAAGCCAGUUCGCCGUGGCUGCAGCUGCAGCAGCAGCAGCAGCAGCAGCAGGUGCAGGUCCUGCAGCUGCUGCAGCAGCAGCACGUAGCCGAGAUUCGCAGCAGCCGCGAAAGACUCCGAGACAGCCUUUGGCCUUCGCUGCAGCGGCUGGACCGGCUGCUGCAUGCAGCAGAGCUGCAGCCGCUGCAGCUGUGGCGCGCAGCAAGCCGCUGCCACCCCCCGCUGCCGGCAGCAGCAGCAGCAGCUGCAGCAGCAGAGCUGCAGCAGCAGCAGCAAGACCGGUUCGUGCUGGAAAUUGAAACUACUGAGGUGUACGUACAGCAUGUCGUAGAGUGCUGCUCCCAGGCCGUGGCUCAGGCCCUGCAGGCGCACCAGGCCCGGGGGCAGCUGCUGCUGCAGGUGCAGCAGCUGCAGCAGCAGCAGCAAGCUGCAGCAGCUAAGCACAGUGAGACGCUCUCGCGGCUUCGCAAGCAAAACGACGCUCUCGCCGCUGAGGCGGAUGCUGCUCGUGCUGCAGCAGCAGACCUGCAGCAGCGGGUCGCUGCUGCUGCAGCGCUGCAGCAGCAGCUGUUAACAGCAAAGCAUAAAAACGAGGAGCUGCAGCAGCAGCUGCAGGAGGCAAAGAAGAAGGCUCAGCUGCAGCGGGAAAUGCUCAACGACAGGGACAACCAGCUCCGAUUGGUGAGUCCCUCCAGCAGCAGCAGCAGCAGCAACAGCAGCAGCAGCAGCAACAGCAGCAACAGCAGCAACAGCAAGGGCAGUGGGGAGCUUAGUAAACCGGCUAUAGCAGCUCUGGAGCAGCGGGAAGCAGCAGCAGCGCGGCAGCAGCAGCAGCAGCAGCAGAAAGCUGCCAAGGUGCUGCAGUCGGGACUGCUCUCUCGGCGAUCUCCUGCUGGCAGCAACCAGCAGCAGCAGCAGCUGCAGAAGAGGGAGACUCUGGAAAUCGUGAGGCAGUAUGAGGCCAAGGUGGAGGCGCAGCAGCGGGAAAUCCAGGGGCUCGCAGCAGCGCUGAAGGUGGCGCAGCAGCAGCUUCAGCAGCAGGGUGGCAACGUUGCAGCAGAUGCAUCUGCAGCCGCUGCAGCAGCAGCAGCGACGGCAAUAGCAGCAGCAACAGCAGAAGCGGAGGAGGAGAAGGUUGCUGCUGCUGAGCUGCGUCAGAGAGAGCAGCAGCUGCAGCAGCAGGUAGAGCAGCUGCAGCAGCAGGUGGAUCAACUGCAGCAGCAGCUGCAGCAGCAGCACAAGCAGCAGCAACAGCAGCACAAACAGCAACAACAGCAGCAUGACAUACAGGUAGCAGCUCUUCGCUCGGAGGCGGCAAUGCUUAGUGAAGCUCUCGAGAAAGAAAAACGGAACAGAACGAAGCUGGAAGUUGCUGCUGCACUGCAGAAGCAAACGGACGGGAAGGCAGUAGCGGAUCUGCGUGCAACAAAAGAGGAGUUGGAGGCGGAAGUGGCGAAGCUCCGCUUGAGGCCUUCUACAGAAGAAGUCACGGCCCUUCACGAACAGCUGCGGGAGCUACAGGAGCAGUUGAACCCUCUAAAGGACUCAGACGGCUGUGGCGACCCUCGGCUGUUAAUGCGCUGCGACAAGGCGCUGCAGAGCAUGCAGCGAGAAACGCUGCAGCAGCUUGUCAAGAGCUGCUGCGUGGCCUUCCGCUGCCUGCCUUCAAAUCUCCCGGGCGUGGCUUUGCUGCAGCACCAGGGGCCUGCGCUGCAGCAGCAGCUGCUGCAGGUGCUGCUGGCUCUUGUUCUUGAGUCAGUGCCCCCCUCUGACGCGGAACUGGUGAAGGUUUUGAGGCGGCGGCUGAAGCAGCAGGGGGUGCGCGGUGUCGGUACAGCUGGCUGCAGCAGCAGCCUGCAGCAGCAAAAGCUGCUGUUCAUUGCCAGGGCUCUCUGUCGGCUCAAGUGCCAAGCAAAAGCCCUGCGCAACUACUCCGAGUUGCAGCAACUGGUGCAGGAGCUGGCGGGCACCCCAGGGUCUUGCCGUGUGUCCGUAGAAGAGCAGCUGCAGCAGCAGCAGCAGCAGCAGCAGCAGCAGGUUGUUGCGUUGCUCGAGGAGGGCUGCAACAUGCAGCAGCAGCAGCUGGAGCCCCUCGACCUGCUGCAGCAGCACGAGCCCACAGAGGAGUUCUUCUCCCGCCUGGUGCGCCUGCAGCAGCAGCACGAGGGGCAGCAGCGGGACAUGCUGGCAGCAGCAGCAGCAGCCGACGCUCGUGCGGUGUCGUGCGUGCGGCAGCAGCUGCAGCAGCAGCAGCUGCUGCAGCAGCAGCAGCAGCAGCUGACGGCGGAGCAGCAGCAGCAGCAGCAGUUCCUCGCCGACCUCCGCAGCCGCCUAGGGUUCAAAACCCUAGAAGAGUGCAUCGCAGGUGUACAGACAGCUGUUCGCCACCACCGCCCCCUCGACACUCUCUUCAGAUCUGUCUGCGACCUUCUCGGCGUUCCCCGCAGCACAGCCACUUGCUCUCAGGUGCAGCAGCAGCAGCAGCAGCAGCAGCAGCAGCAGUAG